This is a messenger RNA of Rubroshorea leprosula, 2245 nucleotides long. The record is from the annotation of a GenBank genome assembly. NCBI's taxonomy places the organism in Eukaryota, Viridiplantae, Streptophyta, Magnoliopsida, Malvales, Dipterocarpaceae.
GUUCAAAAAAAAUAAUUGUUGGGUGCACAUGCAAUUCCUCUAGUAUUUUCUUUCAUUCAUGACUUUUGGUUUUUAGCUUGUCUCCAUCGUAUAACCUUCAUUGCCAGCAAAUUUAAACCUCAACCUAUCUGCACAGAGACAACAAGAAUCCGGUAAGGGAAAAGAAAGGCUGAAUUUUGAGACGAAUUUUGUCUUCAGUCAAUGUUAUCACCUUGCUUAGCUUUCACAACCACCAGACCUCCAUAUAAAACACCAUCAUCUGCGGCAAUCUCGCUCACCCUCCUCAAAUCCACCGCACAGCUCAAACCAGCAUCAAGGGGAGCAACAAAACCCACCGAGGCUACCGGCAUUUGCAGAGUGGGGAAGAGAGAAAACCCAGAAAGUACCCUUCUUGCUUCAUCUUCUUCCGCUUCUGGGUGGUCGACGUCGGCUAAGAUGGUGGUGGUUGAUCGCUACUUUCUCGGGACUCUCUUUGCAUCUCUCUUUGCCUUUGUUCUUCUAUGCGGUUUGCGGUACAAUAAUAGAAAGAGGAAGAUCAAGGAGCCGAAGGCAUUCCAGAUCUACACUCCGAGAUGUCAGAGCUCUGAAAAAAGAGAACGCUCUGCAGAUACAGUCUCCGGCACUGAUGUAAUAAUCGUCGGUGCUGGAGUUGCUGGUGCUGCUCUUGCUCAUACUCUUGGCAAGGAGGGAAGGCGUGUUCAUGUGGUAGAAAGAGACUUGACUGAGCCUGAUAGAAUUGUUGGUGAACUGCUUCAGCCAGGAGGAUAUCUUAAAUUAAUUGAAUUAGGCCUUGAAGAUUGUGUGAAGGAUAUUGAUGCACAGCGAGUGCUUGGAUAUGCUCUCUUCAAGGAUGGGAAAAAUACUAGACUAUCAUAUCCCUUGGAAAAUUUUCAUUCGGAUGUUGCUGGAAGGAGCUUUCACAAUGGUCGCUUCAUUCAGAGGAUGAGGGAAAAAGCUGCUACUCUUCCCAACGUACGACUAGAACAAGGAACAGUGACAUCCCUCCUUGAAGAAAAUGGGACAAUCAAGGGUGUACAAUACAAAACUAAGGAUGGUCAAGAACUAAGAGCUUAUGCUCCUCUAACAAUUGUAUGUGAUGGUUGCUUCUCAAAUUUGCGUCGGUCUCUUUGCAAUCCCAAGGUAGAUGUGCCCUCUUGGUUUGUUGGCCUGGUCUUGGAGAACUGUGAACUCCCAUUUGCAAAUCAUGGUCACGUUAUUCUAGCAGACCCUUCUCCCAUUUUGUUUUAUCCAAUCAGUAGUACAGAAGUCCGCUGCCUUGUUGAUGUCCCCGGCCAGAAAGUACCUUCAAUUGCUAAUGGUGAAAUGGCCAAUUAUUUAAAGGCAAGGGUGGCACCACAGCUUCCACCCGAGCUUCAUGAUGCCUUCAUAUCUGCAAUUGAUAAAGGUAACAUCAGAACCAUGCCAAAUAGAAGCAUGCCGGCUGAUCCCCAUCCUACUCCUGGUGCCCUCUUAAUGGGUGAUGCUUUCAAUAUGCGUCAUCCUCUAACUGGGGGUGGAAUGACUGUGGCCCUGUCUGAUAUUGUUGUUCUACGGGAUCUUCUUAGGCCUCUGUGUGACCUUAAUGAUACAGCUUCCCUAAGCAAAUAUCUUGAAUCAUUUUACACAUUGCGCAAGCCUGUGGCAUCCACAAUAAAUACUCUGGCUGGUGCCUUAUACAAGGUGUUCUCUGCUUCCCCUGAUCAAGCAAGGAAGGAAAUGCGCCAAGCCUGUUUUGACUACUUAAGCCUUGGAGGUGUCUUUUCAUCAGGACCAGUGGCUUUACUUUCUGGUCUAAACCCCCGCCCAUUGAGUUUGGUUCUUCAUUUCUUUGCUGUGGCAAUAUUUGGAGUUGUUCGCCUGCUAGUCCCAUUUCCUUCACCUAAACGGAUGUGGAUUGGAGCUAGGUUAAUUUUGAGUGCAUCUGGUAUUAUUUUCCCCAUAAUCAGGGCAGAGGGAGUGAGGCAGAUGUUUUUCCCUGCCACAGUUCCAGCAGUAUAUAGAGUUCCUCCUGUUAAUUGAUUUGUUCCAUCAAGCUACCUCUAGGUUUUGUAGCUCCAAGAGAAACCAGGCUUAGGGUGCAUCCUCUUCACUUAAAAUGAUGAGUGCAUGUUAAGUGCAUAAUGCUUCAGAUGACCUGUACACACAUUGUAGAAUUGAGACUUGAGAUGACUGCAUACUGUCCAUUAAUUGUAUGAACAGAAAUCCGAUCGAACUUCUUGAAUAUGAAUAGAAAGAAAACUUUAUU